Molecule: messenger RNA, 1650 nt
Organism: Stomoxys calcitrans (stable fly)
Lineage: Eukaryota; Metazoa; Arthropoda; Insecta; Diptera; Muscidae
Gene: bai
Product: transmembrane emp24 domain-containing protein bai
Exons: 5
Coding region: 102-716 (204 amino acids)
Biological process (GO): Golgi organization; endoplasmic reticulum to Golgi vesicle-mediated transport; intracellular protein transport
Cellular component (GO): endoplasmic reticulum-Golgi intermediate compartment; endoplasmic reticulum; COPII-coated ER to Golgi transport vesicle
Source: RefSeq, a predicted model, not a curated record
UAUUGCAGUUGCGUUUAUUAUAUGUGGCACGUUUGGAAAAAUCAGCCACCUCAUCCGUUUGUGUUAAAAUUUUAGAUACUAUAUUUUCAUAAGGCGUCAACAUGAAGAUUGUUGUAUUCAUUUCAAUAUGUACAUUGAUAACUUGCACAAAUUGUGUUAUGUUCCACCUAUCGCCAAAUACCCAGAAAUGUUUACAAGAAGACAUGCAGGCUAAUCAACUCAUUAUGGGUGAAUAUGAGGUUUCUGAUGUACCUGGUCAAGUUAUGGAUUAUAUUGCCAGAGACUCGAAAGGACAUAUCUUGUCGCAAAAAGAACAUAUUACCAAAGGGAAAUUUAGUUUCAUGUCUGAAAUCUAUGAUACUUACGAAAUUUGCUUCAUAUCAAAAGUACCUACACAUCAACGAGGCGUAGUCCAAGAGGUUUCACUAACCACAAAGAAAGGGGUGGAAACUAAAAAUUACGAAGGUAUUGCCGAAGCGUCCAAGAUUAAACCUCUUGAGGUAGAUCUGAAGCGUUUAGAAGAUUUAUCAGAUUCCAUUGUUCGAGAUUUUGCUCUAAUGCGAAAGAGAGAGGAAGAAAUGAGGGACACUAAUGAAAAAACCAACAGCAGAGUUCUGUUUUUCAGUAUAUUUAGUAUGUGUUGUCUCUUAGGCUUAGCAACUUGGCAGGUUCUUUAUCUCCGAAGAUAUUUUAAGGCCAAGAAACUUAUAGAAUAAAUGUCCUUUAUCUUACGAAAUAUAGUCUACGUCCAUAGAAUAUGAUAUAUGUUUGCACAUCUAAUUCGAUCAAAUGAAUACAAAAUACAUAAUGAACUUUGCAUUGAACCCAUAGCUAAAAAUGUCUGGAAGCUAUCUCCUUAGUUAAUGGUUGAUUUGUUUUGAGAUACAGGACCAUCAUUACCCCAUAUAUGAACACGUGCAUCUUUCUUUUUUUGAUUCUCUAUGCAUUGAACGACAAUUUUGUGCAGUUAGGAAAAUAAUUGCUUGCAGAUAACUUGAAGCUUCUGCGACUGUUUGAUUCUUUGGACGAACUAUGAAAAGAUGUGUUGUUUUUGUAGCUGUGUGUUGUACACUGAUGUGGCAGCCCUUGCCGAUAAAGGAACACAUCGGGUCAAUCCGGUGCAUACAACCCCUUGCAAUGGGAUUGAUGUCCAAGCGUCUCGGUCUUCUAUACCUUUACUCCAAUUUCUGACUCCUAGUUUCGGGACAUUUUUACCCUUUUGUUUUUCCAUCAUCAUCUGAUUGAACCUCCUUUCUUCUUCAUUCUUACAACAUGCCGGUGUGAACAUGGUUUCGCCAAAAACAGUUUUCCCUUUUCACCAAAUUAAUAUUUAGGUGACCGCCAAUUCACACGAAAUAUUUUUUUCAAAGACAGUUCGAAAAAUUAAAACAUGUUUUGUUUGCAAAUUCAUACAAUUUGCAGAAGCAAAGGUAAACAAAGAUAGAAAGAAAAAGGAAACCUUGAACUUGUAAUUUGUCUUAAAAUUUUUUGUAAAAUUUAAAAAUCAACCCCAACAUUUUUGACAAGUAAAAAACUAAAUUCAAAUUGUAGAUGUUUAUUUUAAAUCUCAGUUUAUAGCGCACUGAAGUGAUGUUUUAACCCAAAAACUUAUGUCACAAAUAAAAAAACAACCCAAAAGUGGUUAUUCAA